Molecule: messenger RNA, 389 nt
Organism: Hyaloscypha bicolor E
Lineage: Eukaryota; Fungi; Ascomycota; Leotiomycetes; Helotiales; Hyaloscyphaceae
Exons: 1
Coding region: 85-291 (68 amino acids)
Source: RefSeq, a predicted model, not a curated record
AGGAAGGAGCGAGUAAGGUAGUUACGGGGACGAGAUUUCCCAGAAGAGGGGGAGUAAAGGGAGGUAGAAAGGGGAAGGAGGAAGAUGAAGAGGAAUGGAGAGAGGUGUACAGAGUUGGCAGAGAGGGAAGAUCAGGAGAGGAGGGAGAGGCAAGAGAGGAGGGAGAGGCAAGAGAGGAGGGAGAGGCAAGAGAGGGAGCGGCAAGCUAAAGGACAGGCUUGCGGACCAGUGGAGAGGCAAGUAGAGGAGAUGUAUAUAGACGAUUAUUACGAAUUUAACGAUGAUUAUUAGUUUUGAUUCCAGGGUAAGUGAGGCUUAAGAGGCCUGCAAGAGGGAAGGGAGUGCCCUGCGAGUACGAGUGAGGCUUGAGAGGGCUUAACGGAUAGGGG